Messenger RNA from Fusarium subglutinans, 3174 nucleotides. Its product is annotated as transcription regulatory SNF2. The record is from RefSeq and is a predicted model, not a curated record. The transcript has 5 exons. NCBI's taxonomy places the organism in Eukaryota, Fungi, Ascomycota, Sordariomycetes, Hypocreales, Nectriaceae. Bases 1 to 3174 code for a protein of 1057 amino acids. Gene Ontology annotation, molecular function: ATP-dependent chromatin remodeler activity; ATP binding.
AUGGACUCUGAUUCCAUCGUCAACCAGCCCGAGGCUCCUUUGAGUCCAGAGUCAAUGCUCUCGGAUGCGACUGCUAUCCCGAUCGCUUCGCCAAGCUCAGCCGGCCAGAAGCGUAGCCCAUCCCCGGCCAACGAUGAGCCUUCAAAGCGUGCGAAGACAGACGAGGAUUCCGCCGAAUCUAGCGAUGACGACCAGCAACUGGACAACGAGAAUGAGGAACCUGGAGUCGACAUCGCCGCCGAAGCUGAAGAAGCCCGGGGGAUCAACGAGUCGCCCGAUGACAAUACGGAAGAUGCCUCCACAGUUCGUCUUCCAUAUGGGUUCCCACCCAUUUCUCGCGGUACGAUGCAGGAACUCAAGGAGUGGCUCUCAAGCCAUGCCAAUGUCAAUCCCGACAACCAUGUCGCUACGGGGAUCCACAUCCAGCUCUUGAAACCAAUGGAGCCUGAAGAACAAGACAUGGAGGAGAUUUGCGACAUGAUGGGUGUUGAAACUGACGGUAUCAAUUGGAGCGAAGGCAUCCACGUUCCGGGAGUCAUGGGCCGUGGACGAAAAGCCAGGCCUCAUCAACUUGCUGGUGCAAACUGGAUCUCAAGCGCUCUGGAAUCUCCCCUUCGCGCUGCACUCUUGGCGGAUGAGUGUGGAACUGGGAAGACGGUACAGAUUGGCCUCGCACUGGCUCUUCAUUAUUACCGUGUGAAGGCUGAAGUCGAGGCGGGAACUUUUAGGCCUCGGGAUGAGAACCGAAGGUUCAAACCCAGUAUCAUCCUGUGCCCUGCCGACCUCGCGUACCAAACCUUCAACGAGUGGUCUCGCUGGUUUCCAAACUUCUUCAAAAUCCGCAUUUGCCAUCGCACUACAUACCUCACACGCGAUCACUUCACCAGAAUGCACAUAAUGCCUCACAAGAAUGGUCUGCAAAACUGGGUCAAUGAGAAUGCUGCGUCCCAUGAAGAUAUCGAGACCCUUCGAAGCAUCGCGAUUGUCCCCUACUUUACAGCAAUGAGGCGAAUGAUAUUGCGCAGAGGAAGAGAAGAUGGUGGCAAUGCUGAGGAUGGCAAUGCCAAUGGCGAAGAUGACGCGACCAAUGGAGAUGACCGCGAUACCGAUGCCGAUGACUCUGACGAUGAGGUAGGUAGUCAAGCGCAAGUUGGGCCCAAGGGGAAGAAGCGAAAGACCACCGCAAAGGAGAAGAUCGACUUCAAGGUCACUGGACAAAGUUACAACUGGAUUAUUUGCGACGACGUCUACCCGAUACGAGGCCCUCGUCCCCUGACACACAAGCUGAUUCACCAACUUGAGCACGAAGCGACACUUUGGCCGUUUGUCUUUGCCAAUACCGAAGGUGGUAUCAAAGCUGAGGUGUAUUUUGACAAGGACGCCUGGCCCACUAUCAGAGAUGGGGGAGAGUUUGGAGGCUUGACCAUCGAUCACAUUAUUCAGCCAGAUCAUGAGCUUGAUCCGUCAACCGCCCGUAACAAGCUCAUCAGGAACGAAUACAUCAGGUAUAUCCGCGAAAAGACAGGGCCAUUGUUUCUCAUGAACCCCGACCUCUUCCAGGCGUUUCGCGAGAUCAAGUUCGAGCGGCCUGAGAUGGCACGAGAGGCUAUUCGACCUCUUUUGGAAAUGUUUUGUCUUCGUCGCGGGAUGUUGACACCAGCUAUCAUGCCCGACGGUACUUCCGUUGUCCCAGGCGAGGGUAUCCCCCAAAUGUGUAUCCGAACAGUCAUCCUUCGGUCCUGCAACGACCAUGACCAGCAGGACUUGUACCAGAUUGCGAAGCAUCACUAUCCUGAUCUCACCUCAGCAUCAAAUGAGGAUGACGAGCACAUUGGACAUGGUACGAUCGACAAAGCCAAGCUCACGUGGGUAAACCCGGCUGUCCUACGAACACUGGCUCUGUCGACAACUAACGUGGAGUUCUGGCCGCUCACCCAGAAGAGAGGCGAGGAUGGAAAAACCACGUUCCUUAACUCCAAGCCUAUUCAGAACUUGCUGAACAAGCCAUCUCGCUUCGAGAGACUCCAGUCUUUUAGUCUCCCUGGAGCAGCCGCUCCUAACGCCGCCCCCACCGCUGCUGCUGACUCGGAAAACAUCGAAGAGGCUCUUUGGAAAGAUGGAGUGGGCGGCUUGAAAUGGUACUUUGGCCAAUUGAAGCUUGCCUAUGGCGAUGAUUUGGAAUUCCCUUUGGUCCGCGAGGACAUCCCAAAGACAUUUUGUUCACGAAGCCCCAAGCUUUGUUGGACGAUUAACCGGGUCCUGGAGCUCAAGGCACUGGGGAAGCGAGUUUUGAUCUUCGUCAAUCAUCCGCUGACCUCGACGAUCUUGACUGCAAUACUUACAAGUCUUUGUGUCGAGACUCUCAACAUCCGCAGUAGCCACACCGUAGAUAAGCGUGCUCAGAUGGUUCGAGAGUUCACCAAUCCUCAGAACCGAGCUGAAGCCUUGGUUAUGUCGUUCCAGAUUGGUGGGUUCGGUCUGAACCUCCAAGGAGCCUGCCAUCAUGGCAUCAUCGUCGAGUAUCCAGACAACUUGCCUACGAUGCUGCAUGCGUUUGGUCGUCUCUGGCGAAUGGGGCAGGAACGCGAGGUUCACUGGGACGUUUUGUACCUCGAGAAGUCAUUUGAUGGCUGGACUGAAUCACGUAUGGCGUCGAAGUAUGCUGAUAUCCUCGCGGCAGAGGGAGACAUUCCUGACUUGAUUGUCGGGGAAUACCGUAUCAUCUGCGGUUUUGAGCUCAUCAAACGAUAUCUCGGACAGGACAGUAAUCGCUACCCCAGAACUCGCGUCACCUGGUCUGAGCAGGAUCACCCCCUUGUGGCUCGCGAGGGCCACUUCUACUCAGCAGUAGCCCAGUAUCUGACGCAGAACCCCCGGCAUAUUACGAAGUUUCAAGGUAGAGACCUCUACAAGAUCGCACGUCGCUGGACUCCAGAGCAUGGAGACUUGACCCUUGACAUGAUUGAAGGGAGGUCUCCGGUCUUGGUGAAUGGGGUUAUCUUGGACUCACGAAACCCCUUCACUCCUGGCUAUGUUGCAGUCGUGGAGACUGGUAAUCUUUACCGUGACCUCGUACAGCGUGACGAGAUUCAGUCUAACUUGGCGGUUGAUAGAAAACGGUUGGAACUCGAACGGCGGCGACGAGUGGGAAGCUUGGGGUACAUGAAUGGUUAG